GAUUGGUAUAAGUACCAGCCCUCUAGAUUCAAGUGGGGCAUUGUUCACUCUAUAGAGGACUUCAUAACUACGUCGCUCUGUGGAAGCCGAAUUUUCCCAACCUAUUUUAACUUGCUGAUUAUUGUUGAAACUCAUCAAAUUAAACAAAAUGCGUGAAUGUAUCUCAAUCCAUGUCGGUCAAGCCGGAGUCCAGAUCGGAAACGCCUGCUGGGAGUUGUAUUGCCUUGAACAUGGAAUCCAGCCUGAUGGCCAAAUGCCAUCUGAUAAGUCAGUUGGAGGUGGUGACGACUCUUUCAACACCUUCUUCUCUGAAACAGGUUCUGGCAAGCACGUCCCUCGUGCUGUCUUUGUCGACUUGGAACCAACCGUCGUUGAUGAGGUUCGCACUGGCACUUACAGAUCCCUGUUUCACCCUGAGCAGCUGAUUACUGGCAAGGAAGAUGCCGCUAAUAACUAUGCCCGUGGCCACUACACUAUUGGCAAGGAAAUCGUUGAUCUGGUGUUGGACCGUGUCCGCAAGCUCUCCGAUCAAUGCACUGGUCUUCAGGGAUUCCUCAUUUUCCACUCUUUCGGUGGAGGCACUGGCUCGGGUUUCACCUCCCUGCUUAUGGAACGUCUCUCAGUUGACUACGGCAAGAAAUCCAAGUUGGAGUUCGCCAUUUACCCAGCCCCGCAAGUCUCCACUGCUGUUGUUGAACCUUACAACUCCAUUUUGACCACCCAUACCACCUUGGAACACUCUGACUGUGCUUUCAUGGUAGACAAUGAAGCUAUCUAUGACAUCUGCCGUCGCAACUUGGAUAUCGAACGCCCGACCUACACCAACUUGAACCGCUUGAUUGGCCAGAUCGUUUCCUCUAUUACUGCCUCCCUUCGUUUCGAUGGCGCUUUGAACGUAGAUUUGACUGAAUUCCAGACCAAUUUGGUCCCCUACCCCCGCAUCCACUUCCCGUUGGUCACCUACGCCCCUGUCAUUUCCGCCGAAAAAGCCUACCACGAACAAUUGACCGUUGGAGAAAUUACCAACGCUUGUUUCGAACCAGCUAACCAGAUGGUCAAAUGCGACCCUCGCCAUGGCAAGUAUAUGGCUUGCUGCAUGUUGUACCGUGGUGACGUUGUCCCUAAAGAUGUCAAUGCUGCAAUUGCCACCAUUAAGACUAAGCGUACUAUCCAGUUCGUCGACUGGUGUCCAACUGGUUUCAAGGUCGGCAUCAACUACCAACCCCCAACUGUUGUUCCCGGUGGUGACUUGGCUAAAGUUUCGCGUGCCGUCUGCAUGUUGUCUAAUACCACUGCCAUCGCUGAAGCUUGGGCCCGUCUGGAUCACAAGUUUGAUCUGAUGUACGCCAAGCGUGCUUUCGUUCACUGGUACGUCGGUGAAGGCAUGGAGGAAGGAGAGUUUUCCGAGGCCCGUGAAGAUCUUGCUGCUCUUGAGAAGGAUUACGAGGAGGUUGGCAUGGAUUCCGUCGAAGGCGAGGGUGAAGGAAAUGAUGAAUAUUAAAAAGUUCUCAAUUCGUUUCCCUUAAUCUCACGGAAGUAGCAUUUACUUGGAUUUAACUGAUUUGAAUCUCAAAUACAUAAUCUCAAGCAUAA
This is a messenger RNA of Daphnia magna, 1593 nucleotides long. Its product is annotated as tubulin alpha-1 chain. The transcript is spliced from 6 exons. The record is from RefSeq and is a predicted model, not a curated record. The coding region runs from base 149 to 1501 and encodes 450 amino acids. Gene Ontology annotation, cellular component: cytoplasm; microtubule. Gene Ontology annotation, biological process: mitotic cell cycle; microtubule cytoskeleton organization. Lineage: Eukaryota; Metazoa; Arthropoda; Branchiopoda; Diplostraca; Daphniidae. Gene Ontology annotation, molecular function: structural constituent of cytoskeleton; GTP binding.